AUGGGUGCUCCCGAGAAGAAGCCGAACCCGCCGCCGGCGAUCCUGGUGCCCAGAGUCUUCGACUUCCCACCCGCCGCCGCCCGCACCAAGAUGUCGGUGCCGGCGUACGAUCUCAUGUUCGGGAAGCUCUCCCUGCGCGCCCUGUUCCACGACUACUUUCACCAGCCCGGGAAGGGGGUCGUCGACGCGGGCCUUCUCUUCAGGGCGCCCUUGGACGACACCCGCGUUGAUCUCGCCGCCACCAUGUCUAAAAAUGGCGGGGAGGCUCUCAUGCGGUGGCAGAGGGAUGUGGAUGAUCCGCAUAAUUUUGUGGAUAUUCUCGCGUCGACUUCGAAACGCAUGUUGCGACUGAGGUCAGCCGCUUACUAUCCUAGUAUUGGUAUUGGCGCCUUUGGGACGUUCCCUCUGCUUAUGGAAAACAGGGCGUCUUCAGAGGACUAUGGUGUCAUGGGUUUAAGAUAUGUUUCACGGAAUCUAUCAAUUGGAGCGUCCUUUUUGCCGUUUCCCUUUCCUGGUGAGGUACCAUAUGGUGCAUGGUUAGUUGGGAGAAAAGGGAAUUUCAGCGCAGGACUACAAUACAAGCCACUUAGUGGAAGCAACCAUGCUAUGCCUUUUACAGACUUGAAGAACUGGAAUUGUGCAAUCAGCUAUGGCAUGCGCUCAACUAGCCCACUCGACCCUUCAUUACUUUUUGCCCUCGAGCUUGUCAGAAAUACACAGCUGGUGGCAUCGGUCUAUCAACACCAUAUUCUUUUAAAACAAGAAAAUGAGCGUCGUGGCAAUGAUCAUAUUACCGGACGAUUAAGCUACCUUGAUUUUGGGCUUGAGCUAGCGACAAGGGUUAAUGAAGACAAACCAGUGGACAAUGCUGACAAAUCCAUGUUUCAGAUAGCUGGAAGUUGGCAACUUAAUGAAAACUUACUAGUAAAGGCAAAGGCAGGUCCUUCCAAAUCUUCUGCUGCUUUAGCAUUGAAGUUUAAACCCUUCUUUACAGCCAGUGUUACAGUGGAAAAUGAUCAUUUGAAGGGUACCAGAUCAUAUGGAUUUGGAAUUCAUGCGAGAGAUGAUGAGACUGCAGAAUCCGGUUACCAAUCAGUCUACCAAACAGUGGAUCCAGAUACGAGCAUUUUGACCCAAACCAAAGUGAACUUUAACGGAGAGAGUAAGAAGCGCAAGUUUCAGUUUGACUCGCCUCCAGGCAACUUUGAGAACUUACCGACAGAGUUGAAGCCUGUCGACGGAGUAUUGUAA
Molecule: messenger RNA, 1251 nt
Organism: Triticum urartu
Lineage: Eukaryota; Viridiplantae; Streptophyta; Magnoliopsida; Poales; Poaceae
Source: RefSeq, a predicted model, not a curated record